Culex quinquefasciatus (southern house mosquito) is the source of this 630-nucleotide messenger RNA. RefSeq names its product putative oligosaccharyltransferase complex subunit CG9662. Lineage: Eukaryota; Metazoa; Arthropoda; Insecta; Diptera; Culicidae. The record is from RefSeq and is a predicted model, not a curated record. Bases 105 to 557 code for a protein of 150 amino acids. The transcript has 3 exons. Gene Ontology annotation, cellular component: oligosaccharyltransferase complex.
CGCAUGCUGUCAGUUCUAGCUUUUUGUUGUUUUGUGUGUCACGUCACUCGCCGCAAUCGCCGGAACAUUUUUCUCCGGAUUUCUUUACGAACUUCAAAACGAAAAUGAUCGAAACGCUGUACAGUGUUCCGUUUAUGCUGUUCGAGGUGCCGAACCUCAAGCUGAAGAAACCGAGCUGGUUCCAGCAGCCCUCGGCCAUGACGGUGUUCUCCUUCGUACUGCUGUCGUACUUCUUGGUCACCGGAGGUAUCAUCUACGACGUGAUCGUUGAACCUCCGAGCGUUGGUUCGACGACGGACGAACAUGGCCACUCCCGGCCGGUGGCGUUCAUGCCGUACAGGGUGAAUGGCCAGUACAUUAUGGAGGGCCUUGCCAGCAGCUUCCUCUUUACGAUCGGAGGGCUUGGCUUUAUCAUCAUGGACCAAACACACACCCCGGGCAAGCCGAAGCUGAAUAAGAUUCUGCUCAUCGCGAUGGGCUUCAUUUUUAUUCUGGUGUCAAUUUUCACCACCUGGAUCUUUAUGCGGAUGAAGCUGCCCGGAUAUCUGCAACCUUAAGGAAGUGGCGACUUUCUUUUCUCUUACUCUAUCUCAUGAACAAAAAUCGAAACUAAAGGUUUUUUACUAAUAA